Messenger RNA from Ostrea edulis (European flat oyster), 578 nucleotides. RefSeq names its product perlucin-like protein. Bases 91 to 441 code for a protein of 116 amino acids. NCBI's taxonomy places the organism in Eukaryota, Metazoa, Mollusca, Bivalvia, Ostreida, Ostreidae. The record is from RefSeq and is a predicted model, not a curated record. The transcript is spliced from 2 exons.
GAACAUUGCUGUCCUGGAACAACUCAAUCGUGGGUAUUUAAUUUGAACCAUGCUAAUGACGUUUAAUAUAUCGUUGAUUAUGUAAGCGUAAUGAUGUUUAUAUUACUCCAGGAAAAAUGUAGGACAUACGGUGGUUACCUUUUGGAAGCAGAUACUGAAGAGGAAAAUACCUGGGUCACGAAUGAUUUCCUAAUCCAUCCUAGUGGUUGUCCUGAUUGGCGUGAAUGUAGUAGUGUGUGGGUGGGCGCAUCAGAUGCGGACACAGAAGGCACAUUUACCUGGGCCAGAAGCAAAAAGAAUCUGACCUACUUACCCUGGAAGGAUGGUCAACCUGACGAUCUUCGUGGACAGGACUGUAUCCGCAUUCAGUACACUGGACUAUGGCUUGACGUUACUUGUAACGACGUCAAUGUUCUAAAUUUCAUAUGUGAGAAAGAUUAGUAACACCUUUCCUGAGUCAGUGAUGAUUCUUAAACACUCGAAACGCCGUACUAGUAUAUUUUAUAAAAAACAAGGAAGAUCGAUAUUCAAAUUUUAACAAGAUAACGAAAACGCCAGAUGGUAUCACAAAAGACAUU